AUGCCAACAUCUUCUGCAAAAUCAAGCUCGAAUUCACAUUCACAAUUCAAGAAGAAGAUCGAAGUGAAGUGUUGGUGUGAAGAUUUAUGCCAUGUGUUUGUUUCACGCACACCAGAAAAUCCAGGCAAGAAAUUUUGGGGGUGCCCUAAUUAUAAGGGAGAAGGAGGUUGUGGGUUUUUCAGAUGGGUUGACAAUGAAGGAAUUCAAAAGCAAGACAUGAUGCCAGAGUCAAAUCGCAUUACAGAGCAGUGA
Lactuca virosa is the source of this 252-nucleotide messenger RNA. Lineage: Eukaryota; Viridiplantae; Streptophyta; Magnoliopsida; Asterales; Asteraceae. The record is from the annotation of a GenBank genome assembly.